AUGAGGCGGAAUCGCUCCCCGACUUCGCCCUCCUACCGCGCCCUCGCCCAUGGUGCGGGCGCCGGCGCUGUGCCAGAUUCCAUCUCCCUCCUCAGGUCCUUCAAUGUCGACACGAACCCUACUCGGCCCAUGCGGCCCUCUCCCCUGACCGCAUCCACCAUACGCGAUAUGCCACUCGACUUGGUCGACCGCAUCAGAUCUUUCCCCCUCUUCGUGUCGGCACCCGAUGAAUUCCUGGCCGCAAUUGGGAACCACCUUAGACCACAGGUCCACGCCGCCCAGGAUCAUAUCCUGACUGAGGGAGACGAUGCCCGCGCAAUGUACUGGCUGGUGCGCGGCGUCGUCGCCGUCACGUCGCGCGAUGGUGAAGCCAUCUACGCCGAGCUUAAACCCGGUGCCUUUUUCGGAGAGAUUGGCGUCUUGAUGGACGUCCCCCGCACGGCGACUAUUGUCGCCCGCACCAAGUGUUUGCUCGUCGUGCUCAAGAAAGAGGACCUCCAGGCCGAGCUUCCCAAGUUCCCUGAUAUGGAGAGGGCCAUUCGCCACGAGGCCCAAGAACGACUCAACAUUCUCAAGAAGAAGCGCCAGGAAGGAGGUCACGCCAUCAAGCCGCCCUCGACCCUAGUCAACGGCGUCAGAGAGCCCGCGCCCGGAGAGGUGUCCACGGGCGAGAUGGGUACCAUCAGAGAAGGAGCAGUCGUCAACUCAAAGAAGCGGAAAUCACCGAGUCCAGGCGCCAUUGAGGACCCUGCCGCAGGUAGUGCUCUCGGCAGCGGCAUCGUCAAUGUACGGAGGACAUUGAGGGAGCUGCCUCUGUUCUCGACGCUACCUCCAGAUAUCCUCCACCAGGUGGGGCUGAGUGCCCAGCCGAAAACGUACUCGCCCUUCACAGACAUCGUCCAGCAGGGGUCGGCAGGCAACGAAAUCUUCUUCAUCGUCCGCGGCGAGGCCGAAGUCAUACACGAGACGCAGGACGCUCAUGAGCCGUUCAAAAAGACGGCCCGUGCAACUUAUCUACGUCCGAGGCUCAAGGCCGGCCAAUACUUUGGAGAGGUGGCCAGUCUCGGGCUGUCGGAAGGCCGGACGGCCACCGUGCGUGCCAUCACCACGGUAGAAUGUCUGGUGAUACCCGGCGACGCGCUAGAUACGCUGUGGAGCCGGUGUCCGCCAGACAUCAAGUUACAAGUGGAGGAGACGGCACGCAAGAGGUAUAAGACGUCGGACGAGGAUGUAGAAAUGGUGGAUGCGGCGAUUGCGGGUCAGCGCACCAGCAAGUCGGACCCUCCGACGCCGACGACACCUAAGCCUCUGCCGCACAUGACCUUUACGACCCCGUCGAAACCCGCUUCUCCCAGCAAAGACGACGGCGACAACAUGGAGCCCAAGGAUCCGGACCCCUUCCUGAGCGUCGACAUGGAAAACAUGCGCAACAGAAGACGCAAUUCCUUGGCCCCGCCCACGCCACAAUCCGACAACUCGUCGCCGAUCGCGCUGAACGGGUUCAGAACACACCAUGUCGAGUCGACACCCCUCCGCUUCUCCAUCCCCCAAUCCCCUCCCGACUCGGAGGCGCCCGUCAAGCGAGCUCGAACGCUGCCGCGCCGGCCCUACCCAGCCCUGGUCCCUGCUCUUCCCGACGACAUGCUGGUCGCCGUCUUCCGGUACUUGGACAUUGCCGAACUGAUGCGGGCACGGCUUGUUUCUCACCACUGGCGCAAGCUGUUGACUACACAUCCCCGAGUGUGCCUGGAUCUGGACCUAUCGCAGCACAACAGGAGAGUCACGGACCUGGCCAUCAGGACGGUGAUUGGCCCUUUCGCCGGCACGCGUCCCGAGACCAUUGAUAUCAGCAAUUGUUUCCACAUCACGGACGACGGCUUCCGUAGCCUAUGGGAAACGUGCGGGCGAAACGUCAAGCGGUGGCGCAUGCGAUCGGUGUGGGACGUGUCCGCGAACCAGAUCCUGGACAUGGCGGAGAACGCCAAAGGCCUCGAGGAGAUCGACUGGAGCAACUGCCGCAAAGUUGGGGACAACCUUCUCGCGCGCGUUGUCGGGUGGGUGGUGCCCGAGCCUCCGCCGCCCAGCAAGCAAGUGGUGAUCUCUAGCUCGACUACCAAGUCGAAGCCUCAGAAGGCCGCCGCGACGCAGCAGCAAGCGCAGCAGGCCGCUCAGCACCGGGCAGCCAACAUUCCCAAGCCUGGCACCAUCAUUGGGUGUCCGGCCCUGAAGCACCUUAACUUGUCGUACUGCAAGCACAUCACAGACAGGUCAAUGGCGCAUCUCGCGGGGCAUGCGUCAAACCGCCUCGAAUCGCUAUCCCUGACGCGCUGCACAUCCAUCACGGACGCGGGCUUCCAGUCGUGGGUGCCUUACCCUUUCCGAAACCUGUCGCAUCUGUGCCUGGCCGACUGCACCUACCUCACCGAUAACGCCAUUGUCUCUCUCGUUGGCGCGGCCAAGAACCUGACACACCUCGACUUGUCCUUCUGCUGCGCCCUUUCCGACACGGCAACGGAAGUCGUCGCACUCGGUCUACCGCAGCUGCGGGAACUCCGUCUCGCUUUCUGUGGCAGCGCCGUCUCGGACGCGAGCCUGCAAUGCGUGGCCUUGCACCUGAACGAACUCGAGGGCAUCUCGGUUCGGGGCUGCGUCCGAGUCACAGGCGGCGGCGUCGAGACCCUGCUCGAGGGAUGCGGUCGGCUGCAAUGGGUCGACGUGAGCCAGUGCCGGAACCUCGAGAAGUGGAUCAGGAGCGGAGGCGUCAUGCGAUGGGGUUUCGACGAGCGCGGCGGCAACGGUAUGUCGCCUGGGCAGGUGCCUCUGCCGCUGCCCAACCCAUCGCCCACGACGAACCACGUCGGCUUAGGCGGACGACCGCUGAGCUUCCGUCGGAGAACAAGAAAGCCCGUGCGGUUCAUUGUGGAGAAGGGUGCUUUUGGCCUCCGGUGA
Messenger RNA from Colletotrichum higginsianum IMI 349063, 2949 nucleotides. RefSeq names its product cyclic nucleotide-binding domain-containing protein. Bases 1 to 2949 code for a protein of 982 amino acids. The transcript has a single exon. Gene Ontology annotation, molecular function: protein binding; protein-containing complex binding. The record is from RefSeq and is a predicted model, not a curated record. Lineage: Eukaryota; Fungi; Ascomycota; Sordariomycetes; Glomerellales; Glomerellaceae.